This is a messenger RNA of Bathycoccus prasinos, 2001 nucleotides long. RefSeq lists its product with no specific name. Lineage: Eukaryota; Viridiplantae; Chlorophyta; Mamiellophyceae; Mamiellales; Bathycoccaceae. The coding region runs from base 1 to 2001 and encodes 666 amino acids. The transcript has a single exon. The record is from RefSeq and is a predicted model, not a curated record.
AUGCAGUCCUCCUCGUCGUCCUUUUCUUCUUCGCGCUGUAAUAGUAAAGGCGCUUCGUCGUCGUCAUCUGUUCCCCGCGUUUGCUCCUUCUCGAAAGCGUUCAGAACAACAACGAGAACGACACCACCCUCGUUAUUAAGAGCGAACCCGUUCGAGAAAUCCCCGAUCGUCCUCUCCGAAGACAGCUCGGAACGAACCGUUUUAGACGUCCUCGAACGAACCAGGGAAAGUUUGCUCGAAGACGAGGAAGUGUCCAAACAAAACGCGUUGGCGAAUUACGGCAACAUGCUGAGGCUUCCCGGAGGCCCAAAAAUUUUAAGCGAGAUUCCGCCGGAGGUAUUACCGAUGUUACUCAGGCUACCGACGACGAGAGGGGACGUGGAAAAGCUGAGGAAGGCGAAAGAUGGGUACGAACAAUGGGAGGAGGCCUUGAAGAAAGGGUUUUUACCGAAAUCUUCGUCUUCGUCGUCUUCGUCGUCGGCGAACGGAUUCGACCCCCACGCGGUGGAUUGGCCGGAGGACGAGACGUUUCGAGAGGCGUUGUUGGAAACGUUGGGGGAGUUAGAUAUGGCGAGGUUUACGAGGAAGUUUCCUCCGGUUUUGAAGACGUUGAUGCGGAACGUUUUGGAUAUUUUGUACCAGUACGAAGUCGCGAUGGACGGCGAGGAAGAGGAGGAUCCGAAUUCCGAUCCGAGGCAAAGCACGGAGAGCAGUCAAAGCAGAGGCGGAGAGCAAGAACCGAACGAGGACGAGGAGAUGAACCCAGAUGGAAGCGGAGCAGGGGACGAUACCAACCAAGAGGAAGGCGAUCCUAACGGGGAGACGAGUGGAGGUGGCUCCAGCGGCGACGGCGACGGGAAAGACGAAACGGACGUGGACGACAUCGAGAUGAACAUGGAAUCGAAGGAAAAAGACAACGACGCGUCGUCGAACGCGGAGGAAAAACGGAAAGAAAAAGAGAAACAAAAGAGAGAAAUGGUGGAAAAGAUGAUGGAAGAUUUCAAAGAGCAAUGGGAACCCGCGGUGGAUAAACUGGAAAAAGCCUCGAAAGCGUUCGAAGGUUUAGAUUUGAACGAUUUAACCGAAGGGCCGGAAGGGUUUGAUUUAUCCAAAGGGUUGUGGCAAGUCACCGGUUGGGAAGAGAUGGAAAAGUUGCGGAAAAAGUUGCAAGAUUUGAAGGAACUGAGAGACAUCGUGCGUUCUUUAGGACGCGGUUCGGGAAGAGGCCCGUUAAAACGCGCCCCUCGACAGCGCGAACGCAAUCGAUUCCCGGAAGGCUUGACGCGAUCUCCCAUGGAACCCGAACAAACGAGCGGUUUAACUCGCUCGGACGAUAUCUCGCGCGUACUCCCGGCCGAGCUUCAACUGUUAGCCAUGAAAGACUCCGCCGCUGCUCGCCGGUUACACUUUGCGCGUCGCGCCGAACGCACGUUAGCUACGUACGAACGCGUCGGGUGGGCGGAAACGCCCGCGGUUACCGUCGAAGGGUUAGAAACCCGUCCCGCGGCGGAAUGCGGUCCAAUCAUUGUCUGUCUCGACACCUCUGGCUCCAUGAUGGGCGCCCGCGAAACCGUCGCCAAGUGCAUGACUCUCGAGUGCGCGCGACAAGCGCGCACGACCAACCGCCCGUGUUUCCUCUACGCCUUCUCCGGCCCGGGCGAUUGCAUGGAACUCGAACUCAAAGUCUCCGCCAAAGGCCUCUCCGAUUUACUCGCGUUCCUCGAAGGCUCAUUCCACGGCGGCACGGACGUCGACGAACCCUUCGAACGCGCCUUGGCGCGUUUAGACACCGAAGAGUGGGAAAACGCGGACAUCCUUCUCGUCACGGACGGUGAAAUCAAACCCAUGCAAGAAGACUUGUUGGACGCGCUCGACCAACGCAAAUCGGAGCGCGGGUUGAAAGUCCACGGACUCGUCGUCGGAGAACAAGGGAACCCGGACGUCGUCGAGGCGGUGUGCACGCACACGCAUAACUUUAGGAGUUGGUCUGCCGUCACGUAA